Messenger RNA from Eurytemora carolleeae, 3229 nucleotides. RefSeq names its product serine/threonine-protein kinase Doa. The record is from RefSeq and is a predicted model, not a curated record. Gene Ontology annotation, biological process: protein phosphorylation. Gene Ontology annotation, cellular component: nucleus. Gene Ontology annotation, molecular function: protein kinase activity; ATP binding. Lineage: Eukaryota; Metazoa; Arthropoda; Copepoda; Calanoida; Temoridae. The transcript is spliced from 4 exons. The coding region runs from base 272 to 2668 and encodes 798 amino acids.
GUAUGCAUAGGGGAGCGGGGUGAGAUGGGAGAGAGAGACACACAUGUUUAUAUUCUAGUUCCCCUCCUUGAUAUCCGUCCCGUCCUGAUUAAACUUAGCCCAAUCCGAAGUAUUGCGAGUGUAUGAGUGCUCACUACUAAUGAACAAAGGGCAGUAUUCUGCUUCUCUACGCUGACGGGGUCGAUGAGUGUAUCCAGGAUGAGUGAGACGGAAAGGUCUACAGCCCCCUGAGACAGCAAACCCCCCUGUACAUCAGACCUGGGUGCACAGCAUGGCAUACACUGCCCAUGGGAACCUCAGACCUAGAAACUACAACGUUAAGAGUGAAUCCGUCCUCAGAGUUUGCUUGGAUACUCCCGCAGAGGUUCAUCCCAGGGUGUCCAGAGCUGAUAGCAGACGAUUCAAUCAUCCAAACCUCAGCAACAGUAGUAGCAGUAGCAGUAGCAGCUCAGAUAAGCAGCUUGUCAACCUUGUCUACGAGAAUGAGAAGAAGCUGCAAAGUAAUCAGUUCUCCAAUCUAAGCAGGCAUAAGAGCCUGAGUCGGAGAUUUUCAAUGAUAGAUCCUUCCGACAGCUUUCAGACCAGUAUUCUUCAGUUAAAUAAUAUUAACAAAUAUAAGAGCAAUUAUAAUUCUAAUUCCAUUAUGCAAACAUCACGAUUAUCCGUCUUCCUAAACCAGAACAAGGAGCAGAACCCAACAUACUCCAAGCCUCUGGGACCUAACAACUCAUUUUCCAACAGUUUCUCUCGAGAGAGUCCUAAUAUAAAGCGGACUAGGAAUGAUGAUGAAUAUUACGGCGGGUUCGGACGAUCUUCUUCAGGAAGAAGAUCCUCUCGGUCUGCUAUUCCAGGUUAUCAGCAGGAGACCCUGACAAGCGUCCGUCGGAGCAAAGAGCGGAGUCAAACCCAAACAGAUUCUCCUUCUAGGCUGAGAAGAACUCCAAGUAGUAGAGGGAGACCGGCAGUACCAUCUCCGAGGACCACUAAACCUUCCAAACAAAACCCAGGACACAAGGACGGCUGUCCUCAGCAGAGAAUAUCUAGGACUCCGAGCUAUAAAUCUGACAAUGGUCGAAGAGAUAGUUCUGCCUACAACUAUAAUCUCUCUAGAAACGGCUCCGUGAGAACCCAAAUGGCGUAUAAGGGGGAUCAAGGAGCCCUCCUCAGAUCGUUUAGCCUGAGAAAGAAGGGUCCAGAGGAAUAUCUUCACACAAGCUCUAUGCCAUGCCUUGCCAACUCUGAUAAAUCAGGGUUCCCCUCCAACAGAGACAAGAACUCAAACUUCUUUUCCUCUAUUGGUCGAGCUACCGGAGACGAAUUGAGGAUGAAAACUGGAUCUAGUGGUACACCGUCUUCCCCCAGCCUAGUACUCAACUCGUUGGCUUAUCAAAUUCUUCCAGAAUCAAACAAUGGUCGGAGUAGGAACCGGGAGAAGAUCACAGAAUGGCCACAUCCUCCUUUAGCUCCGAGUGGAUCCUACGGUAGCACCGGAUCCGCGUCCUAUAGUUCAUCUCACAGCUCAGCAUCAAGCUCUCUAUCUCUGCACAGUCCUCCUAGCCCAGUUCCUGCUAGAAGACGACCUCUCACAGACAACACAGACGGUCAUCUAGCAUAUCUUCCUGGAGAUUGGGUUAGCGAGAGAUAUGAGAUAACCUCAACCCUGGGAGAAGGAACCUUUGGUAAAGUAGUGAAAGUGAAAGAUCAUGAUAAUAAUAGUUAUGUUGCAAUGAAGAUUAUAAAAAAUAUUCACAAAUACCGCGAGGCCGCUAAGCUCGAGGUUAAUGUUCUUCUUAAACUGAACAGUAAGGAUCCGUCCGGAAAACAUCUUUGUGUAAAAAUGUUUGAUUCCUUCAACUACUUCGGGCACAUGUGCCUCACCUUCGAGAUACUGGGAGAGUCUGUGUUUGACUUCCUCAAGAGUAAUGGAUACGUUGGAUAUCCCUUGGAGCAGGUUCGGCAUAUAUCCUACCAGCUCAUAUAUGCAGUCAAGUUUCUGCACGAGAACCAUCUCACCCAUACAGAUCUUAAACCGGAGAACGUUCUGUUCCUCAGCUCCGACUGGUACACAGAGGUAUGUCCCGCAACCAAACGUGCAAUCCGGAGAAUGCGCGACACUAGGGUCAAGCUCAUCGACUUCGGUUCCGCCACCUUCGACUGGGAGCACCACAGCAGUGUUGUAUCCACCAGGCACUAUAGACCUCCGGAGGUUAUCCUGGAGUUAGGUUGGAGCCAACCCUGUGAUGUUUGGAGCAUAGGAUGCAUUAUAUUUGAGCUUUAUCAGGGGCACACUCUCUUCCAGACUCAUGAUAACUUAGAGCACUUGGCGAUGAUGACACGAAUCCUCGGAGAGUUUCCGUCCCACAUCAUCAGAAAGACCAAAACAUCUUUCUUCCAGCACGGUAGGUUGUCCUGGGACUGGAGCCUACCCUCAGCUAAGUACGCGUCCCAGCACUGCCGCCCCCUGCAUCAGUACCGGAGAUGCGGACCCGCCACUCUACAGGGACAGGAGGAGAGCAUCAAGCUCGACCUGGUCUCCAGGAUGCUGGAAUACGAUCCCAGCGCGAGGAUAACCCUAACGGAGUGUCUUAAACAUCCGUUCUUCGACAGGUUAUCCUCAAACAGUCGACUAGAGGAUAUGUCGAAACAUAUUCUUCGACUUCAGAUCUAGUCAGACAAAUAGAAUAUACAACAAAAAUACUCCGUAGAACCCUUGUGGAGCUAAGCAGACAAUGUUAAUCUUAAAGAAAAAAAUCAUCAUUGACGCAGGAGAAAGAAACCUGACGAUCCUCUUCUCACCGGAGGAGAUUUAUCCAACCCGUCCUGAGAUUCUUCCAACCCGUCCUGAGAUUCUUCCAACCCGUCCUGAGAUUCUUCCAACCCGUCCUGAGAUUCUUCCAACCCGUCCUGAGAUUUAUCCAACCUGUCCUGAGAUUCUUCCAACCCGUCCUGAGAAUAUUACUCCCCCCCCCCCACUCUACCCAACUUGUGAAUGAUACUGUGUGAUUGUUUCUGUUCUAGUCAAAACUAUAAUUUAUCUAACAAAUUUAAUCAAAUCUACUUUUUUAACUUUUCUAAGCGUAAACCUGGAUGUAUGCUUGAACUAUAUCAGGAAGCCGAGGGGAGAUUUUCUUUGCCCUGGGACGUCAUUCACUCAUCAUAUAUAUAUGUCAAUAUCAUACAAUAUUUAGCAAUAAACUUUAGUAUAAUUAUAAAAAUAAUUAUAAACAUA